GAGAAACAAAAACGAAAAUUUAAUGAAUGCUCAUUGAGAAAACUUGCAACGCUUUUUACCAAUAACUCAUGAUACUCAAAAGAACCCGUUUUGAUCUAAAUCAAAUUUCUAGUAAAUAAGUGUUGAUCAUUCAUAGGUAGUAAUUUUUACUCGAUGAAUAAAGACUGGCUGAAGAAGUUAAAAUCGCUGCUGUAAAAUCAAAUUCACAACUGUGUUCGUUAAGACGUUUUAAUAUUUUCAAUGACAAUAAUAAUCUUCGAUAAACACCCGCUAUAGUUAUUCACACACAUGCUAUAACUAUCUAAAAACGCGUUAAAACUAUUCAUACACACGCUGUAGCUAUAGCUAUCCAUACACACGCUAUUCCUUUCCAUACAUCCGAUACAACUAUCUAUACACACGCAUAAGCUAUCCAACCAUGCGCUGUUACUAUCCAUACAUACGCUAUUACUAAUCAUUAGACACGCAGCAGCUAUCCACACACAAGCUAUAACUAUCCGUACACACGCUGAAGAUAUACACGCAAUAGCCAUAAUAUGCUACACAUGCUAGUGUCUUACACACGCUAUAGCUAGCCAUACACACGCAACAGCGCCAUCCCUAUCAUCGCAAAUGUCAUAGCAAUACAGAUGCACAUACGCUAUAUGUGCACACUGCACACACACCCAACGUUUUCACCCAACGAUAUCUGAAUUGGAUUACCGCUGGUGGGGUCCAACUCAGAUCGAAGGAGCACCGAACUGAAUGAAGAAAUGCAGCUUCCCACUACCUCCGCCGCUGCUGCCUGAUACCACCGCUCUGGUUCUGCUGCAGCUCAGUUUGGCCGCUGGAAUCAGCCACCGCUGCUGAUUAUACAAGACCGGCCUGGUGGCCUUUCACAUGUUAACUGAUGACUGCUAUGAGACGACACAGGCUAUUAUAUAGCCCAAAGCAAAAAUCCAUCCGCGAGCAAACAAGAAGCGAGCUUGUGAUUAGUUGAAUGUGCACGACUUUUAACACAACUUUUAACUAGUUUAGUAUCGAAAACAUAUUUAAAUUAUUAUAUGACAAUCUUGCGCAAUAUUUCCCCUAUUAAUCAAGCCAUUGGUGUUUAGAAUCUGUUCAGUGGUAAUGAUAAAAGAAGCAUUUUAAAACGGUGUUGAAACACCUGUUGCAGCUACCGAAAGCAAGCUCGUUAUUGGUUGAAAGCUGUGAGACUGUUUACAAAGUCAGAUCGGUUGUAUCCGUUAGUGUCGACUGUGCUUGUGAAGAGAGGUGGUGAUUGGUUGCUCGGUAUGAUUUAGACAAUCGAUGUGAUUUAUCAAUUUUUCAAUAGUGUAUCUCGAGAAAUAGGUUAUUUUUGUUACAUAAAUUCAACCGUAAAAGAAUUUCUGAUCGGUUGAUGCCAAAACCUCGAAAUUCUGAAAAGAAAUGACUGAUGUAUAGGCGCUCAAAACCUGACCACUUUUCCAUGGUUUUCCCCGGUUGAAUUACUAGAUUUUCAAAUUCAGGUGCCUAACUUCGAUAUAGACGUUAGUCCAACGUCAAAAAAAAUAAAAUAGGGAAACUUGGACCGCUUUGAGGCACAACUUUUCGAAGUCCAAUUGAGCUGAACUUUUGUAUAAAAACAUUGCGUGGUGAAAAUAAUGGAAAAGUUUCAAAGGCAAAUAUUCACAUUCAUUUUCCAUACGAUUGGCUUAUUUCCCUAACGCAGACAUCAAAAAGGUAGAAGUUAUGAUUGAAAUUGUACGAUCAUUAGCUAGUUGAGCCAACAAAUCUACUUUUUACUACCGCUUCCAACGACAGCCAACGGGUGUCCAACGCGAAUCCUCACCAAGAUCCUUGUAAGAAAUUUCGUCGAAAUUGAUCAACUAUCGCAUUGCGUAUGCUUUCAUGGUCAGCAGUGGUACUGCGUCAUUAAACUUGUCACGUACCUUAAUGUUUCCUUGUUCGUCUUCAUCGCACAUUCUCAUCACCGUUACCAAAGUUUUUGUUGCCUUGAUGUCCGUUGACUUAUUGAUGAUUAACGAAAAACUACGCUGCUGAAAUUGAUAUAAACAAAGUAUUCUUACCAUUCGAAGUAUCGGAAUCUGCUUCCGGCAGAUUUACCUCUGGGCUAGAUUCUAGAACAGAAUUAUCUACAUGUUACGUUAUGUGUCAGUGGAAUAAAAAUGUUAAUUUAUAAGUUUCUUACCACUUGACACCUGUUCAUCCUUUUCGAUUUUAUCGUCAAAACUAAAGCUCAAAAUUCAAACACAGUCGUCCUUCAUGAAAAAUAGUACUUUCGUUCGAAUAGACUCCUUCAAAGUUUGGACACUCUGCUAAGUCAUUCGCAGGGGCCAAUUCAUUCUACGAUCUCUUUAUGUCGGUGGCAUCUCGAGUCACUUUGAUACUCUUUUUAAAAAAUUGUAAGUAUCACCCAUAAUCAGAUGGUCUUUUUGUAGCGCCUAAACAGAUUCGGAUGCAACCUUGAAUUCUUUCAUGAACUCUGUUUCUAAGUGUAGCUCUUCGCAUUGGCCUCCGAUUUCGUUAUAAAAUCCUUUUGCUUAUAUAUACUCAACACCAUAUCAUACAGUAAGUCUCAACGAGCUUCGACAUCGAUUUGUCAUAAUGGCACCUUUGCAAACUCAACAUAUACACGAAAUUUUAAAAGUCUUAGUACUUGGCGAAUAUUCUUGAUAGUUAUUUGGUUUGCCGAUCUCAAGGAAUCCUUAACGACCAAAUUCAGGGUAUGAGCAGCGCAUUUCACAGCUUCCAAGCAGCCUCCGUUUACACUUGCCUUCAUAUAUUCUAAGUUUUCGAGCAUGUCAUCAAUGUGAAUAUCAUCUACCGCAAUCGCGGUCUCUGUUGGGUCGGGUCCAUCAUAUUCGCAAUCAUUGAGUCAGCUGCUACAUUAGAAACAAAUUCAUCUAUUUCCGAAAAGCUGCGAUCCAGAGUCAACACUUUGCUUUGUUAGUACCGAAGCUCCUUGCGUUGAUUUCGUUGAUUUUUUCUAGUUUUUGGAGAAAUGACGCUCUACAUCCAGUCUAGCUUCGUCCGAUAUGUUCUGGGUUGAUAAAAUAGUCUUCCUGAAAUCUGCUAUAUUUUCCUUGAUAUAGCCAACGAUGUUUUUUCUUAGUUACAGAGCUUUUAUUUUGAAAUCGGUAAAUCUCGUUCUCACAUGCAAAAGCGAAAGAAAUGAAAUUUAUUCAUUAGUGAUAUGUAGUAAUUUAGUUUUAAUAGUAGUAGAAGUGAAGCUUCAAAUUUGGAAGAUGUUUUAAGAAAAUGCGUAGAUGUCAGUUAGUUGCUCUUUAGGGCUAUUCCCACUGCUUCCGAUCCGGGACCGGGCCGUGGCUGAUCCGUGUGUCAUCCGGGCUCGUUUGAGAUUGAUUGCAUGCGUUCUUACGAACGCAUUCACACCGACGCGACGUGCCCAGACCGGAGCAGCGCUGAGUUGCCGUCGUGCUGCCGCCGUGCGAGAAAAAAACUAUCGUUGCCGACGAUACUUUGUGUUGCCGGGAGAGUGCACGGAAGGCAUUCGGGUAGAUGCGUGUAUGUGGUAGUAACAUAUUUUCGGUUUUGCUUUGCAUUUGCAUUCAUGCAUAUUGCCGUCACAGUCAAACGUUGAAUUAUAGUUCGGGAAAAGUGUUGUGUUAAACAAGUGUUGUGUUUUCUCAGCCAGAGCGCAGCGCAGGAACGGUUCGUACACGGCGCAGUGUGAAUGCAUUAAAGUCCCGGACGGGACACGGACACGGCCCGGAUCCGGCCCGGCCCCGGAACGGAAGCAGUGGGAAUAGCCUUUUUAUCGGACCGAAGAUGUAUAGAGUUGUUGAGCAGAGUUUAUGAAAGUAAAGAAACAUGAGAAGUGAAGUGGAUUAGUAAUGAUACUUUAUGUUUAUGAGUGCAAUGGAUGGAAGCUCGAGGUUUUGUUAGGGAUGUUAGGGUUAGUAGAAACCUCGAUUAAGUCCUACCGACCCAGCCAGUAUUUAGUUUUGUUGGGUUAUGCGAGAUUAAAACUGUGUUGUCUUUAAUGCAUUGUUAUUAUGUAAUUAUUUUGACCAAUUUUCCAAUAAAGUUUGGGUUUGCAAAUACGCUUGACAGAAAUUACAAAAGCUCAAACCGGAAAAAAUGAAAGAUUAUAGCUAUUUAAAAAUUUCUGUGACUUUUGGUGACCCUAGUCAUUACCGUUUUUUCAGAGACUUAAAUGAGUAAACCUCGUAAACAUAACGUUAAAAUGCCGGGCGAUCCCGUCGAACAAUUUGUAUAUGAGCCUCUCACGUAAGUUGACGCUUUUGGCAAUGGCUAGGGGCACCGAAAUUCAUAGGAAUGGUUGAAUAGUUAUACUGCCCAUAAAAGCAUAACUGUCCCAUAUGGAAAAACAUGGAGAGCGAGAAAAUGCGAUUUUAAUGUUAGACGUUCAUUUGUAUUCUAUGUUAUUCAAGAAGAGAAUUAUUAUACUUUUUUCGAGGAUAAUACUUCAACGCAUUCACAAUUUACCUCCAAAUAUACUCUGGUUGUAAAACUGAUCAUAAAAACUACCUUAUUCAGGAAGUUCUAAUACAUGCCAGUCCCAUCGUCAUUAAAUUUUGACAGAAGAGAAAUGCGUUUAGUUUCAAAAUAUAACACUCGAACAGUAGUAGUGUGAAAGUUCGGCAAUUUUAUUGUCUAAUAAAAGUGUAACAUAAAUAUUACUGAUACAAAUGAAGUUAAUUCAGCAAUAUGAGUCGGAUUCGGAUACAGCCAAAGAAGAUUUUUUGGGGUUUGGAAAUAACUCCAUGGAACAAUAUCCGGCAGGAAAAUAAUGUCAAAUAGUGAAGAACAAGGCGAUGGUUGAAGUAUACAUUUUAGAGGAGGUUUUUGCGCCGAUGCAGUGACAAAAGCAGUCCUCUGCUGGAAUUUUGCCGGUAAUCACUCGAAAUAAACGUGCAUUUUGGGAAGCACUGUCCUUGAUGGACAAGCUUCAAAACCAACUGUUACAAUUAUUUUUGGCUCUCCAACGUGCAAUAAUGAUCUUAAAUAAUAUUAAAGUUCUUUGAUUGCUUUAUUCAGAAAGAAAAGGUUUAUAAUGGGCUAAAUUCUAUAUGGGACUGUUAUGCAUUUAUUUUCCAUAGUUCAGGUGGGAUCCACAGUUCAGGUGGGAUGUUUUUUCGAAAAGUUUUCGAAUAAAGUCGGUUUAAAUUCCAGUUGUUUAGGUGGAUUACGAUGUAAAUAAGCUAAUUUUAUACUUAACUCAAAAUCGAUAAAAAUCCAUAUGGGACAGUUAUGCUUUUAUGGGCAGCAUAAUCAUUCAUUUUUUUCGGUUUGAGUUUUUGGAAUGCACAUUUUUUUCAUUUCAUCGACCAGUUUUAUCUAUACUAGUUGCAAAAGCUGUAAAAAAUGAAGCUGAUGGUGGAAACAACAAAUUUGCUGAUAAUGCUCAACUGGCGCAAUGUCUGGAGAAUAGCGUACAUGUGCCCAGAUAUGGUGAGCUCUACCAGGCAUGCGUGUUGGUCAUCACUAAAACAACACGAAUGCUUCAAAUAACGACUGUUGGGUCGAUAUCAGCCGAUCGCAUAUAUCACGGAAUUUUAUACACCUUCCGUUGGGGUGCAACACAAAUUGCAAACUUUUUUUAGUUAUGUCAACUCCAAAACCGAUUUUGAAUGUGGAGAGUUUAGCUCUUACGAAUAAAAAAAUUGGCGAACUGAAGAAGAAGGUUACUCUAGCUGAGGGUCAGAAGAAAGCGUACACUGAAGAAUGGGCCGAUACCAAAAAGGUACAGAACGAAAAGGUUGCCGAGCUGAAAAAGGAGGUACGAGAUUUAACCAACAAACUGUCCUAUUUGCACAACCCGAACAGCGCCAAAGCGCAAAAGAACGUACAGGAAAUCAAGCGUCGCAUUCAACUUCCACCCGGAGCAAAAACCGUCCAGGAGGCUGUGGACAUCAUUGAUCUGAAAACCAUUGACGUUAACAAGCAGGUUGAUGUGGCCGACGCAAGGUACAAGAAGCGAGAACAAUGCUACAAGAAGCUGCUGGAUCAAUACCAUGCUCUGAUGGCUUACAAAAAAUCCAAUGCCGAUGGUUUGAACCCACCGGAAACGGUGGAAGAGGACGCCAAUCGGAAGCUGAUCACACAUCUGGAGAAUGAAAUCCACCGAACUUCGGUCCAGUGGAUGGAGGCCGAACAUAUUCGAAAGAAAUAUCGAGGCAUCAGAUCGUCGUUGAUGAGAGAUGCUGAAAAGUUUGAAAGUUCCCUGCUGGAUCUAGAGGUCGCUAUCACGGAGCAGCAAGCGGAGAUUACAAAGCUAGAAUCCGUGCACAAGGAAGCUAUGCAAAUGAGAGACAACACGAAAGCGAUUCUUCAGCGGCAGGAACAGACGACAAUCUACGCCAACAAGGCUAGGGAGAAGCAAGCCCAGGAUUUCCGGCGGCAGGUUGAGGAACGCAAAAUAGAACUUGAACGUCUUGAGAGGAAAAUCUUUUCCUCCGGUAAAACAUUAAUUCAUCAGGAGAGCAUCUUGUCCGCUACUGGUGAGCACUCGGGUGGCAAGGGCGACGGUGAUGAUGGUACGGGUCACGAUAAAGAGUCUGCUUCCGAUAUGGAGCACAAGUUUAAGAAGUUGAUGCACGCUAUAGGCGUAAGCGCAGCAAGUGAAGUCGUGGAUCGAUUUUUGGCCCAACGGGAAGCUUCCGCUCGUCUCACGUAUCUUCGCACGAUUACCGAAAACGAGAAGAAACAGCUAGAGGCUCAGCGGGAAUUGAUGACAGCACAACUGGAUGCGUUCAAGUUUGCCGAUGUGAAAGACAGUGAUGUAAAUCAAGAGGAACUAGAGAAGAUUCGAAACUCGAUCGAAGAACUGAAAGCAAGCAGAGAGGAGUGUGAGAAGUCCAUAGACUACACACGGAAUGUGUUUAAUACAAUAAAGGAUGCGUUGGUCGAGUUGCUGCUGACUUUGCGCGAAAUAGACGAUAAUAUAGGUCUCCAAUUUGCACGCUGGAUGCCUGCGCAACAAACCGAACCGAUGGAUCUCUCGUCAGGAAACAUUUCUGUUGAUGACUUGGGUAACAUGUUGGAGGAAAAGAUCAAACUUGGAAUGAUCGCCAGUGGUCAGUUGGCGAACGACGAAGAUAGCGGGAUGUCGGAGGAAGAGAGCGAAGUGACGCGACCGGCUAGUGCUUUGCAGGUUCCAGCGUCCACUCCAUCGGUGGGAACUUCAUCGGCUCAGGAAGAUCGAGAGAAACCACCUGCAUAUCCGCCGGUGUAUGUGAAUUUGAUUGCCGGUAGGACAACUGCACAAAUUUCAUCAGCUUCACCCGGACCGGGUGCUACUGUUGUGCUCUCCGAUGAUGAAGCCGAAGUGCCGUCCCGCAGUUAUCUGAAACGUCAAGCAAAUAUGAUCAUUGAAGCAAAAUCUAGGCGAAAAGGCUUCCGAGUGCCUCCGCCGAAAAGGCGUUAGAUGAGGACACGAACAGCCAUUUUAUUGGCUCUCAUCGCUUUCUUCUACAUUGCUUGCAUUACUCCUCAGACUAUACAAUUAACCAAUCUUAAUCUCAAUCCAGGUCUUUUCAUCCACCAAGAUGGUAGUGGCUUUUUAGAAAUGGGCGAGCAUAAUUUUUUUUUAUAUCAUUGAUCUCGAUCGGUUCGAGCCUAUUUUUGAAAAGUUACUUUUAAAUAUUAAAAGAACUGAGGUAAUCGGAAAUCUCACUGAAAUUACAGUACUAUUAAAACUUGUAUUCUGUGUCAAAGACAAAGACAUAUUAAUAAAAAUAAAAACAAAAAAUGUGAAAAAGGAUCUUGCUCUAGCGCAUUUCCUUUAUGCAUUAAGAAAAUUCAACUUACAAGAAUAUAUAAGUACAAUUGAUGAGAUGGCCACAAAGUUAAGAAAUAAAGAAGCUAGCAAUCACAAAUGAUAAUAUAAUAUUUUCGCUGGUAAACAAACAGCUGUUCAAAACAACAUGCAACAGUAUCUCAAGAAAUGUCGACAUACUAAUUUACAAAUCAGCUCAAAUAAUUAAAUGCCAAAGCGAAAUAAAGAAAAUCAUUGCAGAAAACCACGAUACCCCUUCGGGAGAAUACGUAGGUACUAAGACUUAUAAAACAGUUAAGAAGUUCAUAUUAUUGGACAAAUAUGACAUCAAUAAUUAAAAAUUAUGUCAAAAACUGUGGAAAAUGUAAACAAAACAAACAUUCUAUAAAACUAAAGAAGCUUUUGUUAAAACUACAACUCCUAUAAAAGCCUUUGAUAUCGUAUUAAUAGAUACGAUAGGACCUUUUACGAAAUCCACUAAUGGAAAUCGUUACGCAUUGACCGCACAAUGUGAAUUAACUAAAUUCAUCAUAAUAGUACCUAUAAAGGAUAAACAGGCAAAAACUCUAGCGAAAGCAUUUGAUGAAAAUUGCAUCCUUCUACACGGUUGCCCAUCGAUCAAUAAAUCAGACAUGGGAACCGAGUACAAGAAUGAAAUAUUUCAACAUAUUUGUACAUUUUUAUCUAUAGAACAAAAAUUUUCAACUGCUUAUCAUCCAGAAACUAUAAGCAGGCUGGAAAGAAAUCAUCGUUGCCUUAACGAGUUUCUACGCCAAUUUAUAAAUGAACAACACGACGAUUGGGACAGUUGGUUACAAUAUUAUGUAUUUUGUUACAAUACCACUCCAAAUUCCACACAUCAAUACACACCAUUCGAACUCAGGGUGGCCACUCAAAACCCGAAAUUAAAUUCCCGGUUCGUUCAAAUAUUUUUCCUGGUUAAUUGUACUUUUGAAUUCUGUAGUUUUCCAUGCAGUUAAAGAAUAAAAAAGCGUGAUUUUCGAUUUACAUCUCAAUAUGCUCUAAGUCACAUCUUGACGUGUUCAGCCUUAUUGGAAUCAAGAGAUAUAGUUGCAAAAAAUCGAAAAAUGCGACGGAUGUCACCUUUCCGAGAGGAGAUGUCUACAAGUAUCUUAUAAACAACGCAUAUAAUACUCAUUACCGAGGAAUCCUAGGCCAAAUUAAGUUUGAAGGAAUCGUUUUUACCUCAACCAGAUAAGAUUCAAUAUAUAAAAGAGUAUUUUCAUAACACUUAAAACACGUUACUUCAGCAGCUCACGCAUCUCCUCAUCAAUAUCAAUUUCGUGUCCACCUCCGGCACCUGUACUGUAUCGCACACCAAGCGCUGCGCUACAAGACUGUCUUUUUCCAAAUUCAUGACUACGCACUCCUUGUUCACGGAGAAACCUUGCUUUAACGUGGCAUUGCCAUGCGAUAGAAUCAGAAUCCUUUCGAUAAACACAGUAAAGUUAGGAAGUUACUUGCCUGAAGCAGCUAUCAGAUCUCUACAAAAAGUAUCAAGGUAGGAAGUCAGCAGUGUCUUCGUCGAAUGCAUACUCAAUAGUUGUGAGUAUUCUUGGCGACAUCUAUCAGCUACAGUUCCCGCGAGAUUAUCGUUGUGAACCAUUUGCUCUGGGCAAAAUUCGAGCCAUUUGAAUGCUACUUCCGGGGAGCUUACCUUGGUCAAGUUAGCUUCCAAGAGAAAGAUGAAUAAAAACAAAAAAACUGUUUUAUGCACUGUAAGAUAUAUCAGCCAUCUUUUCCGGGUCACACGACUAGUCUUUUUUUGGUUAAGUAUUCGAGGAAACUUACUUAAGAAAUUUUGGUCUUGUGAUCGCCAUGAGAUGGCUGCAAAAAAUGGGUUUGUAUGGCACAAUCCCACCUCCACUGGCACAAUCUCACCCCGGCUUGUAAUGUUCAGUGAAAUUCCCGGUUUUUCCCCGGUUUUUCCCGGUUCCAAACGAUUCCAGGUUUUUUCCCGGUUGGGUGGCCACCCUGCGAACUUUUAUUCGGUAGACAGGCAAAUAUCCCAAAAUCACUUGAUUAGAGUAUUCACAGUAGAACCAAUAUAUAACUAUGAUUCGUACCUACUAUUUAGAAUUAAAAUUCAAGAUACAAUCAGCAGUCAAAAACACUAGAGAUGCAUUGAACAUAUCCAAACAUGGAAGAAUCAAAGCACAAGAGAGAAAUACAAAUCCAAUCAAAAUUGAUAUAGGCGAAAUAAUGUGGCUUAAAAACGAAAACAGAAGAAAAUUAGACCCCCCCCCCUUUCAAUCUUGAAAGUCAAACAUAAAUAACAAAAGGUCGACCACCAGCAAAGUGCAUGUCAUGCAAAGACGGCUUCGCUGGUCGACCCUUAACAUUACUUUUUGACUUAAAACGAAGCGCACCCAGCGCAAGGUCUCAAAUUGCAUAACCGGCAUAAACUAACCGAGGCAAAACAUAUGAUUGCAAUCCUCAGCCAAAAUUGUUUGUCACACGUCCGUUCCAGACAUCUCACUCUAGCAAUAAUAAAGAAUGUAAUAAAGAUUACCUACAUAUUGAUUUUGUAGCGCAACAUUCAGUUGGCUAUUUAAAGCUAAGAUUUUCAAAUAAAGAGCAAUUCAGUCUGGAGAAGUA
Wyeomyia smithii (pitcher-plant mosquito) is the source of this 10366-nucleotide messenger RNA. RefSeq names its product outer dynein arm-docking complex subunit 3 (gene CCDC151). Bases 5576 to 7396 code for a protein of 606 amino acids. Gene Ontology annotation, biological process: outer dynein arm assembly; cilium movement. Gene Ontology annotation, cellular component: cilium. NCBI's taxonomy places the organism in Eukaryota, Metazoa, Arthropoda, Insecta, Diptera, Culicidae. The transcript has 6 exons. The record is from RefSeq and is a predicted model, not a curated record.